Colletotrichum spaethianum is the source of this 1536-nucleotide messenger RNA. RefSeq names its product F-box protein HRT3. The coding region runs from base 1 to 1536 and encodes 511 amino acids. Gene Ontology annotation, cellular component: SCF ubiquitin ligase complex. The transcript is spliced from 2 exons. The record is from RefSeq and is a predicted model, not a curated record. Gene Ontology annotation, biological process: SCF-dependent proteasomal ubiquitin-dependent protein catabolic process. Gene Ontology annotation, molecular function: protein binding. Lineage: Eukaryota; Fungi; Ascomycota; Sordariomycetes; Glomerellales; Glomerellaceae.
AUGGCAGACCAGCCGCCGCAGCUUGAUUCCGAGCUGGAGUCGUUCCGGCAACAAUGGCGCUCAGAACUCAAGACGAAGAAGGUAGUCCCAGAAUCUCGGACCUCCCAGCCCAAAAAGAAAACCCCGUCAUUUUCCAAGCCUUCCGUCCCGGCAGAAAGCUCAAGGACUGCGGUUCAGAAGAGAUCCCAAGUAGAAGAGGACGAGGAGUAUGCCCGCUCUAUGGUAUUUGAGGAACCGGCGCCGUCGCCCUCAGGAUCCAAUCCAGACGAGCCCGCACCCCAGGAGGCCAAGGAGUUGGUCUCGGCCCUAGACCACUUUGAAGAAGCCGUAGAAAAGGAGGCGAUCGGAAGCUUGGGCGACAGUUUAAAGCUGUACCGCAAGGCUUUCAGGAUGGACAACCGAGUGGACUUGGCAUACAGGAAGAAGCACUUUCCUGCGGCCGCCACAAAACCGUCCCAACCAUCGCCAUCAGGCGCCCAAGCUGCCGCACCAGGUAUGGCGGGCAAGCCGCCAGAGACGCAGCAACAGACCAUGAGCGAGCUGAUUGCCAGCUUCUCUGGGCUCUCUGUAGCAGCAGCACCUCCGCCGGUGGAAGGAGACCCGGCCCCGCCCUGCCCCAUCGCAGAAAUGCCCCAGGAGAUUCUGGUCCACAUCUUCAAAGACGUGGCCGUCCUCGAUGUCGGAGACUUUGUGCGUCUUUCGUUGGUUUGCAAGCGUUUUGCCUACAUCGUCGCCACCGAGCAGCAGAUUUGGCGGCGCAUCUGUCUGGGCCCCGAAUUCGGCUUCGCCGGAAUGCAUCACCACUGGCAGAGGGGUGUCUCCUGGGAGCCCCUUGAGCAGGAGGAGGACACGGGAGACCUGGAAUACGUCACCAUGGAGGAGCUGGCGCAACGCCGCAGGGAAGAGAGCGAGGCCACCACCUUUGCGCUGCUGCCUGAGGUCUACUCGUCGUCGUGGCAGAGCAUGUUCAGACACCGGCCGCGGAUCCGGUUCAACGGCUGCUACAUCAGCACCGUCAACUACAUCCGCCCCGGCCAGGCGAACGCGAACCAAAUCACCUGGAACAGUCCCGUGCACAUCGUCACGUACUACCGGUACCUCCGCUUUUUCCGCGACGGCACCGCCAUCAGCCUCCUCACUACCGACGAGCCCGCCAGCGUUGUGCACUACAUGACCCGGGAGCUGCUCGAGCAGCACCGCGGCGGCGGCGGCGCCCAUCUGCCGUCCCUCGUCAUGCAGCACGGCCUUCGCGGGCGGUGGCGGCUGUCUUCUGCGCUGGACCACCCGGAUGCGCCCCUGGGCGAGACCGAGGACGAUCUGUUUGUGGAGACGGAGGGUGUCGGGGCAAAGUACACUUACCGGAUGUAUCUAGAGGUGCGCAGCGCGGGCAAGGGGAAAGGCGCGCGGAACACCAAGCUCAUGUGGAAGGGUUUCUAUAGCUACAACAAGCUGACUGACGACCUCGGCGAGUUCGCGCUGAAGAACGGCAAGCCCUUCUUCUUCAGUAGGGUCAAGAGUUACGGCGUUGGAGAGUGA